AUGCAAAGCCAACCUGUACGUAUUGGUAUACUUGGUUUUGGUUCUCUUGGACAAUUUAUUUAUUCACAUUUUGAAAAUGAACGUAAAAAAUCGACAUCUAAUUUUGAAGUCGUUUUUAUUUGGAAUCGAUCAAAAGAUAUUUUUACAAAUUAUGAUAAAGAACUUGAUCAAAAAUUAAUUGUUGCAACUGUAGAAGAAGGUUUACAACGUUCACCAGACUUAGUUAUUGAAGUAGCACAUCCAAUUAUUGUCGAAACAUAUGCUGAAAAAAUACUUGAUGUAGCAGAUCUAAUAAUUGGAUCACCAACAGCUCUUGCUCGUGCAUCUGUUGAAAACUUAUUGAGAAAGAAAACUCAAGAAACAGGUCAUGUUGUCUAUGUGGGUACGGGUGCUUUUUGGGGUGCAGAAGAUAUAGCUAAAAUGAAUGAACGAAAUACACUUCGUUCAUUAAGUAUUACAAUGAAGAAACAUCCGGAUUCUUAUAAACUUAAUGAACCAUUACAUUCAAAAUUAAUUGAAGAACGAAAAAAACUUGGUGAUCAAAAAGGUGAAAUAAUUAUUUAUUCAGGUCCAGUUCGUGAAAUAUGUUCAUUAGCACCAAAUAAUGUCAAUACAAUGGCUGUUGGAGCAAUCAUUGCUACUAAUCUUGGUUUUGAUAAUGUUCAAGGAUGUUUGGUUGCUGAUUCAUCAUUAGAUGAUCGACAUAUUGUUGAAAUUGAAUUGAAUGGACCAGAAACUAUUCUCGGUGAAAAUAAAAAAUUAGGUUUUCAUUUAAAAACUACUCGAACAAAUCCAGCACAAGUCGGUGCUGUUACUGGUACAGCAACAUUUCUUUCAUUUAUUAGCAGUAUUAAAUGUGCAAAAGGAAAAACAGCCGGUAUUCAUGUUGUUUAA
Adineta steineri is the source of this 894-nucleotide messenger RNA. The record is from the annotation of a GenBank genome assembly. Lineage: Eukaryota; Metazoa; Rotifera; Eurotatoria; Adinetida; Adinetidae.